CGUGUUAUCCCGCGCCAUUUUCGAAUAAAUUUCAACAUGGCGACCGACAGGUUCGAGUUCUUCUCUCGUUUCCGCCAUUUUGGGUCAUCGUUGGACAAAGAUUGUAGCGAUCUAAAGACAAGACUGGAGGAGCCUUCCGAAGGGAGCAAUAAUGAAGGUCGAUGUCAUGUCGUUUUGCGGGAAAUUCUAUCUGAUGUCGUCGAAUUGAAAAACAACGCUUCCAAUCAAUUAUCUAAAGCUCGAGAGUCGUCCAUUUCCUUUGGGGAGUUUAUGGGUGCAUGUGAGAAGCUUGCGACUAACACCAAGGAAAAUAUUGAUAUACUUGAAAAUCAUUUGCUGAAAUAUGGGUACAAGAAAACAGGUGAACUGCCAAGCAUAGACAGUAUCUAUGAGCAAACAGAUGGAGAAAAUAAAGUUGAUAGUGGAAGUGAUUCCAUGGAGGUUGAAAAUACAGGUGACUCCCCUGAUAGUGACAACGGUGAUACCAAACUAACCGAAGAUGAAACUAAUGGCACGCAGAGUCCAAACAAAAGACAGAAAAUGGACAAUGAAGAUGAUGAUCCUCUCAAAUCUCCAGUAAGACCGAACACUUUGACGCAAAUGAUACAAAUCACAACAUCUCAGCAUGCAGCUCAAACAGAUAGCCCCUCUCUGGAUUCACCCCUGCCCCCUCAAACAACCACACCCAUGCUGAAAUUUAAAACGUUUUUGAGAGCUGAUUACACACAUGAACUCUCCACGCCUGAAAAAAACUCACCCAUCAAGCCAAAUACACAGACGCCUAUGCUUGGUAAGAAGGUGUCUCAAAGAAGUCUGCCCAGUGAACCUGUGAGUGAAUCCCCCGACAAUGUACCCCUGCCCCCUGUUCUUGCCACACCCGGGCUCAAGGUGAUGGGCGUGGCAGGUCAGCGGAUUGGCAACUGUCAGACUGUUGAUCAUUUUGACCCUGAUGUGCUUGACACGCCUACUCCGCCAGAUCUUACUACAGUGGUUUUACUAAAACCAGAGGAAAUGAGCCCAGUGCCAAUGGCAUCAUAUGAUGAUACCACCACAUCCCAGGAGCAAAGAAUGAAUGACGCCUUGAAUGACUGGAUGAUCUCGCCCGUGAGCUCAUCUGAGCAUGCAGCUCUACCCAGUUACAUUAGGAAUCAGUUUACCAUCGAUGGCUUGAACUAUCUGUUGUCAAAGAUUGGCCAACACCUCGCCAUGCAAAAGCAAGCUGGUUUACCACUUGAUCUCACAGAACAAGAACUAUACCAGGACUUUGGACUGGGGUCCAAGACUAAGGCCUUCCAGCUUCUACUGGGAAAGCUAAAUCGUGCAAAAUUAUCUGGGGAUAAAAUUACCUUCUUCUGCUGAAGGUCUAUUAUGUCGUGUUAUUUUUUCUUUAAAAAAUCUCCAAAAAAAAAAAAAAAAAAAAACAAACAAACAAAUGUGUGAACCCCAAAAAAGGGAGAUGGCGAUGAAACCCUUAGCUUUUGUGACUUAGUGAUAUCUUAAUCUAUUUUCACAAAAUAUAUAGACUUGUAGCAAGGGGUCGAAGCAGAGGGCGGGGGAGUUAAAAUGAGAAAAAGACAUCCCCCCAUUUUAAUUGGUGGCUCUUUGUAACUAUAGUUAUAAGAUUGUAUGUAAAAAAGGAUUCAGAUGUUUUUUUUUUCUUUUUUAGAAAUAUAAUAAUUUAUUUAGUCAAAAUAAAGUAAUAUUCAAUUCCCUAA
Messenger RNA from Nematostella vectensis (starlet sea anemone), 1715 nucleotides. RefSeq lists its product as uncharacterized. The record is from RefSeq and is a predicted model, not a curated record. Gene Ontology annotation, biological process: chromosome segregation; mitotic cell cycle. Lineage: Eukaryota; Metazoa; Cnidaria; Anthozoa; Actiniaria; Edwardsiidae. The transcript has 7 exons. The coding region runs from base 37 to 1359 and encodes 440 amino acids. Gene Ontology annotation, cellular component: spindle microtubule; outer kinetochore.